Molecule: messenger RNA, 1144 nt
Organism: Gekko japonicus
Lineage: Eukaryota; Metazoa; Chordata; Lepidosauria; Squamata; Gekkonidae
Product: putative IQ motif and ankyrin repeat domain-containing protein
Exons: 10
Coding region: 5-1144 (379 amino acids)
Biological process (GO): regulation of barbed-end actin filament capping
Cellular component (GO): nucleus; cytoplasm
Molecular function (GO): protein binding
Source: RefSeq, a predicted model, not a curated record
CCGAAUGAAUGGGAAGGAUGCUGCCCAACCAAACAGUGGCUCCAGAUUCCAAGAUGACCUCCUUGGCUGUUCCACAGCAGCCCGAGCCAUCAACUUGGGGUGGGAAGAAGGGAAAGAAAACCAGCUGGGCCGUGUUGUUCUUCACUGGAGAGUUGGAGUGGAAGCCUUCCUACAGAUGUACUUCCUUGAGCAGAGCCAUGAAGUGAAGGCUGCCCUAACUCUGCAGAGCGCUUUCCGCCGCCUCUUGGCAUGUCGUGAGAGGGCAAGGAGACUGAAGGAGCAGCAGGAGUACAAUGAGUUAAUGGAGCGCCUCCAGAGAGAGGCCUUUGUUGCACUGGUGAAGAGGGAGCAGGAGGAAGCUGAGCGGGAGCGAAAGAAAGAGGAAGAAGCGAAAAAGAAGCAGCGAGAGGAGCAGCAGAGGAAGAAGCGGAUGUUGGAGGCAGCCUUUGAGGGGGACGUGGAAGAGAUGCAGGCAGUUCUCAGAGAGGUGGCAGAUCUGGAUACUAAGAAUGGAGUCAGAACAGAUGAGAAAGGGAAGGCCAUACGGCUCCGGAACCUGAUCAGCAUGGUGGAAUGCACAGAUGCCAACGGCAACACACCGCUCUCCGAGGCCUCCGGGGGUGGCCACCCUUCGGCCAUCAAGAUGCUGAUCGAAAAUGGAGCCAAUCUGAACAGUCGGGGUGCCUUUAACCGGACGCCGCUGUAUCGUGCCGCAUUCGGAGGCCACCUGGCAGCAGUGGAAAUUCUUCUCCAGCAUGGAGCAGACCCCCGACUUUAUGCUGAUGAUGGCAACACCCCAGGACAGGUUGCCUCUAUAGACAGCUUGGUGGCCAUCCUGAACUCCUGGGAUGUCAGCCUGACAGACUCGAUGCUCCAGAAGAUGGAGGCCGAGCAGCAGCGGAGGGCCCAUCUGGAAGAGAAGCAAAAAGCAGCAGAGACGCACCGAAUGACAGAGGAGGUAGAGCGGUUGGCCAAGGAGUACGAGAGACGCAGCAAGGAGCUGCAGCAGGCCUACUGUGAGCUGAACCGGCGGAUAACUGAGCAUGACAAGUGCCAGCGGAAGCAGAUGGGCAAUGCAGAGGUCACCCUCCACGCCAUUGCGGACGCAGAAGGGGUGGUGCAGAAACUGCGGCUGGAGGGUUAG